Molecule: messenger RNA, 555 nt
Organism: Cotesia congregata
Lineage: Eukaryota; Metazoa; Arthropoda; Insecta; Hymenoptera; Braconidae
Source: the annotation of a GenBank genome assembly
AUGGAGGACGGACCCGGGAAACUGAAACGCCGGGUGGAACCAUCUCUGUACACCAUCAAGGGGAUGGUAAUCUUGGACAACGAUGGCCACCGAAUUCUAGCAAAGUAUUAUGACAAAAAUAUAUUCCCAACUUCUAAGGAGCAGAAGGCCUUUGAAAAAAAUUUAUUCAACAAAACUCACAGGUCUAACACUGAAAUAAUAAUGCUUGAUGGAUUGACGUGCGUUUAUCGGAGCAAUGUUGAUUUGUAUUUUUAUGUCAUGGGAAGUUCCUACGAGAACGAACUGAUCCUGAUGACGGUGUUGAACUGUCUGUAUGAUUCCAUCAGCCAGAUCCUGAGAAGGAACGUUGAAAAACGGGCUGUCUUGGACAGCUUGGACAUCGCCUUGCUCGCUAUGGACGAGAUUUGUGAUGGAGGAAUUAUCCUAGAUGCUGAUGCUGCCAGUGUCGUUGGACGAGUCGCGCUUAGAACUGAUGACAUUCCACUGGGAGAGCAAACAGUCGCUCAGGUACUUCAAUCAGCCAAAGAGCAACUCAAAUGGUCGCUGCUUAAGUAA